UUUUGUAGAAAGCCAACCCAUGAACAACACAAGGAAAAGAUGUCGGCGCACAGUCCGUGCAGACCUCUGCGAUGAUCAGAGGAGCCAUCAAAACAUUAGAAGCCAAAUGGAAGUCUUACCGCCACCGGUUUGUGCCAUGGAUAGCUGUAAACCUCCGAAAGAAUGAGAGAACUUUGCGCCAAGUUACUGCGCGCUCAGAGGACAAGACCGUCCCAGACGUGGAGGUGUCCGCUAGCCUCGUGAAACUUUUCACUGCACUUCUGGGAAAUGAUCUCUCCAAGCGAGAGGUCCUCAAUCUUUUGCCUACCUCGGUGCAAUCACGUUACGCACAAAAUGUACCCAAAACCCAAACAGACUCUCCGGGCGAGGUGAUGCUUGACGCUCUGGGUUUUCGCAUCCACCGGGGUCCAAGCUCCCUUCCCUCUGCUGGAACAAGCGUGUUUGUGACCCACGGCUCGGUCACCAAAGGGGCUACAGUGGCAAUGUACCCAGGGACAGUCUAUCAGGAGUAUGAGCCCAUUCUUCUCCAGUCUAUUGGAAACCCUUUUGUUUUCAGAUGCAUAGACCGAGUUUUGAUUGAUGGAAAUGACAAGGGCAUCUCCAAGAUUGUCUACAGGUCUUGCAGUGGGCGUGAUCAAAUGGGCCCAUUGGCUAUGUGUGAUGUCUCCUGGUUGACUGACAGGCCAGAAAACCCACUCGCAGUGGGACAGUAUGUCAACAACUGCUCCAAUGAAAGGGCAGCCAAUGUGUGUUAUCAAGAGUUUGACGUACCAGAAGACUUUCCUCUGGAACUGCAUCAGUAUCUGCCCAACGUGAGCUACAGACAUGACACCAAAAGGCCCCUGAGAUGUGUGGUGCUCGUGUCUCUGAGAGACAUCCACUGUGGGGAAGAGCUCUUCUCAAACUACUACACCAUAGUGCAUUAAGUCGCACGCAACUGGACUUUUCUGUCAUGUACUGAAGUUAAUACAUUAUUUUGUUGUAUUGAAGUGAAUAUCAUUGUUUUCUUUGCCUUUUUCGAGGCCUGGAAACAUUUCACGUGUUAUUUUGACCAUUUGUUAAUAAAUGCUUUAAAUGACUAU
Engraulis encrasicolus (European anchovy) is the source of this 1082-nucleotide messenger RNA. RefSeq names its product SET domain containing 9 (gene setd9). The record is from RefSeq and is a predicted model, not a curated record. The transcript has 6 exons. Lineage: Eukaryota; Metazoa; Chordata; Actinopteri; Clupeiformes; Engraulidae. Bases 72 to 926 code for a protein of 284 amino acids. Gene Ontology annotation, molecular function: protein binding.